Messenger RNA from Rosa rugosa (rugosa rose), 3273 nucleotides. RefSeq lists its product as uncharacterized. The record is from RefSeq and is a predicted model, not a curated record. The coding region runs from base 794 to 3040 and encodes 748 amino acids. Lineage: Eukaryota; Viridiplantae; Streptophyta; Magnoliopsida; Rosales; Rosaceae. The transcript has 20 exons.
CUAAUCCUAAUGUGUCCAGGUUUGUGCAGUAUAUACCAUAGGCAAAUAGGACUGCAAUUUGGGCCCAUAAUCCAAUUGACCCGGCCUAUACGAUGAAAUUUAUUUCUCUUUCCUUUUCGGGUUGGAAACGGAAACAGUUUGGACAGUCUCCGAUUUUAAGAACUGAAUUGAAUGGGAGGGACUGAGAAGACGAGCAAGGUCGUUAUGACGGCGUCUGUAUCACAAUCGCCGGUCAGGUGGUGGCGGACGGCGUUUCUGACCGUCAGAGACGAAACCCUCACGACUCCUCCUCGCACUCCAAUCCCGGAACUCCUCCACAAUUUCAUCUUCUCCCACUCCCACACUCUCCUCUCCGCCGCCCCCGACCUCCCUCCGCAGGAGGUGACGUCAGAUUUGUUGUUCCUAACGGAAUUGAUCACCACCAAGUCUCACGGCGCCGGCGAUUUGACCCCUACCUUCGCUCACACAAUUCACCUGAUCCAUGACGUCAGCCAUCGUCUUCCUCUGGAAGUCAAUUCAGCUUCGUGGACUCUCAUGCUUGACGGUUUCGGCAACAUGCUUCAAUUCUUCAUUGCCUCUUCGUCAUUUACGCCCAGCAUGGAAUGCUUACAGACUCUGAGGCGUGUUAUGAGCACCUACCAGAGGAAGUGUUCUCCGGCCGAUGAGAUUCAGCUGGUUAAGUUCCUUCUGCGCGUAAUUGAGAGCUGUCAUUCAGAGUUAAGUAGCUCAUCGCAUUCUAUUCGCAACCAGAGCUCUGCUUCUGAAGUUGGAAAGAGAAAGCCAUUGCCGCGACAUGGCAGCUUCUGGGAAGCUCAGACCCUUGCAUUCAAUAUGCUUGGAGAAACAUAUGAAUGUUUUUAGGAAAGUGAUGGAUGUAUUGGCAGCUAAAAGUCUGCUUGUAGAAGACACUGUAAUGUCGAGGUUUUAUUUAUCUCUCCUGCAUUGUCUGCACUUGACUCUCUCAGAUCGUAAGUGUUCCCUCUCUGACCAUGUGUCAGGUUUUGUAGCUGCUUUGCGAAUGUUCUUGUCCUAUGGUAUUAGUAGUAGAAGCCAGCUUACCAGGCCGGCAACUGGUCAAAAGGAGAGUGAACUUAGUGUAGCCAGCCUUAAGUCUGGUUUGGAAGAUCCUAAAAAGACAGAUCGUAGUCCAUAUAGACCUCCACACCUACGCAAAAGGGACAGUUCAAAGCAGAUUGGAGCUCGAGGUUCUCAAGGUUUAUCAGAUCAGGAAUCUUCCACACUUGACUUUGCCUCAUCAGAUUCAGAUUAUAGUGACAGUGAUGGAUCACUUAAAGACACUGAAAGCAUUCAGAAGUCGAAGGUCAGAGUAGCUGCCAUUGUUUGUAGACAGGAUCUCUGUCAAGCUGAUUCGAAAUCAUUUAGUAGCCAAUGGACACUGCUUUUGCCAACCAGUGAUGUACUACAACCUAGGAAGUUUGAAGCAACACUAAUGACUUGUUUGCUGUUUGAUCCCUAUUUGAAGGCACGGGUUGCAUCUGCCUCAACUCUGGAAGCAAUGUUGGAUGGGCCUUCUUCUGUUUUUCUGCAGGUAGCAGAGUUCAAAGAGUCUUCUAAAAGGGGAUCUUUUACAGCACUUUCAAGUUCCCUUGGACAUAUACUAAUGCAGCUUCAUACAGGUAUUUUAUACUUAAUUCAACGAGAAACUCAUAGUAGAUUGCUGGCAUCCUUGUUCAAGAUUCUCGUGCUUUUGAUAUCAACUACACCAUAUUCAAGAAUGCCCGGAGAAUUGUUGCCAACAGUUUUUACAUCUCUGCAAGAAAGGAUACAAAAUGGGUUUCAGUUUAAAACUGAUCAGACUGGCCUGCUGGUUUCUUCUUUUAGUUGCUUGACUACAGCUCUGAAUACCUCACCAUCUUCACCGCAAAUCAAAGAAAUGCUUCAGAGAGAGAUAUUUAAUGGUUUUGCUGAGGCCAAAAAGAAGUCAGGUGUUCUUUUUACGUUGUUUCAAUUUUCAGAACAAGUUAGCAACCCGCCAAUAUCCUUUGAGGCUCUUCCGGCGCUUAGGGCUGUGUCGCACAAUUACCCCAGUAUAAUGUUUUCCUGUUGGGAACAAAUUUCCACCAUUGUUUAUCACCUUUUGAGGGCAGCUACUCCUGAAGUUCCUGCAGGACAAUGGAAAGGGCAUUCUGGAAAUUCUGUUGGAUUAAUUGGGGAAAAACUCAUUACAGCUGCUAUUAGAGUUUUGGAUGAAUCUCUUCGUGCAAUAUCUGGAUUUAAAGGAACGGAAGACCCUUUAGACGAUAAACUACUUGAUGCCCCAUUUACUUCUGACUGCAUAAGGAUGAAGAAAGUUUCAUCAGCUCCUUCAUAUGAACUAGAGAGCUUGGAAAAUACUAGAGAUGAACCCACAUCAUGUCAGUCUGGAAUUGAGCAGUGGUGUGAGGCAAUUGAGAAGCAUAUGCCUUUAAUUCUACAACAUACUUCUGCAAUGGUGAGAGCUGCCUCAGUUACCUGUUUUGCGGGUAUAACUUCUUCUGUGUUCUGCACACUCUCGAAGGAAAAACGGGACUUCAUUCUUUCAUCUUUAGUUCGUGCUGCUGUACACGGUGAUGUACCUUCAGUUAGGGCAGCUGCUUGUCGGGCCAUUGGUUUCAUUUCAUGUUUUCCUCAAGUUUCUCAAAGUGCAGAGAUCCUUGAUAAGUUUGUUCAUGCUGUGGAGAGUAACACUCGUGAUCCUUUGGUCUCGGUCCGAAUAACUGCUUCUUGGGCUUUGGCAAACAUAUGUGAUUCUAUCCAUCAUUGUAUUGAUGAUUUUAGCUUGGAAAAGACUGAAGGGUCUCUUAAAAUUUCUCAAUUAUUUACCUUAUUAAAAUUUCUCGAUUAUUUACCUUACAAGUCGCAUAUGUGGCUGCAGGCUUCGCAGCCAGGCGUACCAGUCAACCACAUAAUUCUAGAACUUUCAUGGUUAACAAUAACAAGUAGCUCACAACCCGCGAAACCAACUAUUCAAACCGAAGUUGCCAGCGUCAGAGGCAACUUCACAAUCAGAAUUAAAGUUCAAAGAUGCAUAGAAGGCUAGGAGUGGGGACUUGCAUGGGACAAAGCCCAUGCUCCUAGAAUCAAUGAUUUUGGUUAGGGCAGCCUUCAACAAAAUUCUGUACAAUAGUACAUGUAUCAAUCAUAAACGCCUUGGCCACCGGGUUAGGAAGAUUGUAAUAAAUAUGGGUUAUACGGCAGGUCAGUUACACAAAAUUCUACUAGUUUGGACUUCUCAUCACAAGAAAGAGCAGGGUUCUAGCACCAGAAGGCAAA